Molecule: messenger RNA, 442 nt
Organism: Cherax quadricarinatus
Lineage: Eukaryota; Metazoa; Arthropoda; Malacostraca; Decapoda; Parastacidae
Source: RefSeq, a predicted model, not a curated record
CUGUUCCUCCUAAUCCAGACUAUGCUUCCUGCACCAGAUUUCUGCAGGAACAAGCGAAGGAAUUAGGUGUCAAGUGUGAGGUGAUAGAAUAUGUUCCUGGGAUCCCCGUUGUGUUGAUGACACUCGUAGGACAAGACCCAAGUCUACCAUCACUGCUGCUCAACUCUCACACUGAUGUUGUUCCAGUGUUUCCUGAACACUGGAAAUAUAAGCCAUUCAGUGAUCAUAAAGACGACAAUGGUGAUAUAUAUGGUCGUGGUACACAAGAUAUGAAGUGUGUUGGAAUACAGUAUUUGGAAGCUCUUAAAAGCCUUAGGAAAGAAGGACAUGAGUUCCUCAGGACAAUUUACAUUUCAUUUAUGCCAGUAUUGUCGCAUCGGGACGACGCGCAGUAGGUGGCCGAGCGUAUGUAGACAGCCUGUACUGUCGCACAGACAGCCCA